CUUGACUGCCUUUUUUGUUUGCGUCGCCUCUCCGAGUCGCGCUAAAAUGACGUCAGUCUGAAGGAAAAUAACCAAUAUGGCGGCGCUACUGAGAGCUGUUCGUGCUGGACGGGCACUCCGAGGGCUGGGCAGCGUUGUGACGGCACCAGCAGCAAAACCUCAGUGUGUCAAUGUCAAACGAGGCUUCCAUCGUGCAGCGCUGAUUCUUCAAGAUGAAUCCAAAUCCAACAAACACGUUGGUCAAGACCCAAGAGCAGGGACGACCCAGGGAGACUCGACAUGUAACACACACGCUGACGAGUCUACCAGAGCAAACAGCAGUUACCAGGACGAGAGUGAAGAGCAGGAUGAGGAGUAUGAAACGGAGGAGCAGCUUCAAGGGCGUAUCCUGGCUGCUGCUUUGGAGUUUGUCCCGCAGCAUGGCUGGACACUGGAGGCCAUCGCGGCUGGCGCUGAGACACUGGGCCUGUCGUCCGCGUCCACCGGCAUGUUUUACAACGGAGCUGGAGACUUGGUGCUGCAUUUCGUUGCUCAGUGCAAUUCUCAACUGGCCGAGAUCCUCGCUGAACAACACAAGCAGGUCCAGCUGGGACAAACAGAACCAAAGAAGACUGCUGACUUUCUAAGAGAUGCAGUGGAGACCAGACUUCGGAUGCACAUCCCCUACAUAGAAACCUGGCCACAGGCGAUGAGCAUCCUGCUACUGCCUCAUAACAUCCCUGAAGCGCUGAAACACCUUUCCACCUUAGUGGACGACAUCUGGUACUACGCCGGAGACCGCUCCACAGAUAUGGACUGGUACAGAAAAAGAGCAGCGCUGACUGGCAUCUAUAACACCACUGAGCUGGUGAUGCUGCAGGAUUCUUCCCCAGACUUCCAGGACACUUGGAUCUUCCUCGACAACCGCAUUCAGGAUGCAGUCAACAUGGCCACCUCUGCCAAACAGGUGCAGUCAACAGGUGAAGCGGUAGUGCAGGGCCUCAUGGGUGCUGCUUUAACUCUGAAGAAUCUGUCUGGAAUCAACCAGAGGCGAUGAUGCCAAGCAUCUUCACAAGACGGAUCCCAACCUCAUUGUUUUGACAUUAAAAGUGAAAUGAUAUAGUCCACAGACCUGAUAUGACACGUGCUUUCUGGCUGAAUCAUUGCAAUAUUUACUUAAGGUCAGAUCCUUUCAGUUCUUCAAUAAAGUAAAUAUUAUAUAUUUAA
Messenger RNA from Dunckerocampus dactyliophorus (ringed pipefish), 1206 nucleotides. It is a transcript of the gene coq9, whose product is annotated as coenzyme Q9 homolog (S. cerevisiae). Gene Ontology annotation, molecular function: lipid binding. Bases 77 to 1036 code for a protein of 319 amino acids. The record is from RefSeq and is a predicted model, not a curated record. NCBI's taxonomy places the organism in Eukaryota, Metazoa, Chordata, Actinopteri, Syngnathiformes, Syngnathidae. Gene Ontology annotation, biological process: ubiquinone biosynthetic process. The transcript has 9 exons. Gene Ontology annotation, cellular component: mitochondrial inner membrane.